Rasamsonia emersonii CBS 393.64 is the source of this 1959-nucleotide messenger RNA. RefSeq names its product 20S cyclosome subunit. Gene Ontology annotation, cellular component: anaphase-promoting complex. Gene Ontology annotation, biological process: cell division. The record is from RefSeq and is a predicted model, not a curated record. The coding region runs from base 1 to 1959 and encodes 652 amino acids. The transcript has 3 exons. NCBI's taxonomy places the organism in Eukaryota, Fungi, Ascomycota, Eurotiomycetes, Eurotiales, Trichocomaceae. Gene Ontology annotation, molecular function: protein binding.
AUGGCUGUGACAUUCACGGAGGAGAACAUCAAGGAGCUGCGAUUCCACCUCGAGGAUGCGGCGGUCAAGUGUUCAGAGCGCUGUCUGUACCAGGCAGCAGAAAUGCUGGAUGCUUUAGUGCCUAUUGACGGCUCCGACACCGAUCCUGAUUCUCCCAUGGAUAUGGCCGAACCUCCCCCGCCCCCCGUGAAUCCUUUCCUCCGUCAGCAGGACCCUGUCGAAGCUGCGCUUGAGGCGCAGGAAGCUCAUAAAUACCUCCUUGCAAAGUCAUACUUUGAUACCCGCGAAUAUGACCGUUGCGCCGCAGUCUUCCUCCCACCUACGAUACCUCCCGCUCCACUCUCUUCUGUCUCCCCCAAUGCCAAGAGCAGGACAUCAUUGACCCCUCAGAAGGGGCCAAACAAGGGCUCGCAGUUUGCGGGCUCAAAAGGGAAUUCGACGUCGAAGAACCCAUAUCCGCGGCUGAGCCAGAAAUCACUGUUCCUGGCUUUGUACGCCAAAUACCUAGCUGGAGAGAAGCGCAAGGAGGAAGAGACGGAGAUGGUCCUGGGACCAGCAGACGGAGGAAUGACCGUCAAUCGCGAGCUUCCCGACCUGGCCCGGGGUUUGGAAGGAUAUUUCGCGGAGCGGAGAGAGCAGGGCUUGGAAGAUCGCAGCCAGGGGUGGCUAGAGUAUCUCUAUGGCAUCAUCCUUCUCAAAGGCAAAAACGAGGAAGAGGCCAAGAAAUGGCUGAUACGAAGCGUCCAUCUCUAUCCAUACAAUUGGGGCGCAUGGCAGGAGCUGAACGACCUGUUGUCAAACGUUGAAGAUGUCCGACCAUUCCUCCCAGUCAUCCCGUUACUUUUCUUGUCCACUGACUCAAUUCUAGACUUUGAAGAGGCUUCGAGUAUCUUUGCGGAGAUUCUGAUCUCUAACCCACACCGUCUCGACAGCCUCGAUCAUUACUCCAACAUCCUCUACGUCAUGGGUGCUCGGCCCCAGCUGGCCUUCAUCGCUCAGCUAGCGACAGCAACCGACAAGUUCCGUCCCGAGACGUGCUGCGUGGUAGGGAAUUACUACUCCCUCAAGUCCGAGCACGAAAAGGCCGUGAUGUACUUCCGUCGCGCGCUCACCCUGGACCGAAACUUCCUCUCUGCCUGGACGCUGAUGGGCCACGAAUACAUCGAGAUGAAGAACACCCACGCAGCGAUCGAAUCGUAUCGCCGCGCGGUUGACGUCAACCGCAAGGACUACCGUGCCUGGUACGGGCUGGGACAAGCCUACGAGGUGCUCGACAUGUCCUUCUACGCUCUCUUUUACUACCAGCGCGCCGCCGCUCUGCGACCCUACGACCCGAAAAUGUGGCAAGCCGUGGGCUCAUGCUACGCCAAAAUGGGCCGUCUGGAACAGAGCAUCAAGGCGCUGAAACGCGCCCUGGUGGCGGGAUCGUACUACGAGUCCGGCUCGGGGGUCGACGCGGGCGGUGCCUCACAAUCAGGAGUUGGCGCUGGCGGCGCUGGUCCAGGACGCAAGAUCCUCGACCCUGAAACCCUCUACCAGAUCGCGACUCUAUACGAACGGCUAGGCGACGAGGACGAAGCAGCGGCAUACAUGGAACUCACGCUGCAGCAAGAAACCGGCGAGAUAGACCGUCCCGAGCCAGAUUCCGACGACGACAACAACGUCAACAACAACGACCGACCACCCUCAGAUGACGACACCACCGAAGGCGGAGGAGACCAUCGGCGCCGCCACCGCCAACAACAGUACGAAAACGACGAGACCGAAGCCGUCGGCGGCACCGGCGUCACAGCCACGACGUCCAAGGCUCGGCUGUGGCUCGCCCGCUGGGCGCUUCGACACGGCGAUCUGGCGAGGGCAGACCAGCUCGCGGGCGAACUGUGUCAAGAUGGGAUCGAAGUCGAAGAGGCGAAGGCGUUGAUGAGGGAUGUCCGCGCGAGGAGGGAAGGAGGGGGGUAG